UGCCAGCGCGGCCUUGCCGGCCGUAGUUUGUGCCAGAAUGGCGGAGAAAAGUAGGCGUCUAGAAGCAGAGGAGAGCGACGGCAGUGAGGAGGAAGAGGAGGCAGUGAAGGCCCCGGUGCGGACCGCAAGUGUAACGCAUUCCGGUAAACGGAAGGAGAUUGACCCGGAGGAGCGAGACUCGCUGCGGCCUCCUGGAGUUACAGGCUCCUGGCCUCAGCCCAGCCUCAUCCCGGCCUCUCCCAAAACUGUCUCUGCCAACAAUCCCUCUGCUCUCAGCUCCCCGGUCUCAAACAGAACUGACACAGCCUCCCCCCAGGGCCCCGUGGCUCCUGUCCUCCCCACCACCUCUGGGGUCAACCUCUUUGCUAACGAUGGCAGCUUUCUGGAGCUCUUCAAGAAGAGGAUGGAGCAAGCGGCUACCGGGAGUAGCGAGGAGAGCCAGCCCGCGGGCGACAAAAAGCCGGAGGCUGAGAAGAGGAAGCCGAUCGGCUUUGUGGGCAAGCGUAGAGGAGGGGCGAAGCUGGCCCUGAAGACAGGCAUGGUAGCCAAGAAGCCAAAGACUGAGGAGGAGGAGGAGGUUUUGUCAAACAAAGGCGGCGCAUGGGCGCAGUAUAUGGCAGAAGUGAAAAAAUACAAAGCCCACCAGUGCAGCGACGACGAUAAAACGCGGCCGCUGGUCAAAUAGCCCAGACACAGACUGUGUAUCUCCUCUCGGGUACCACGCGCCAGCCGCGGGGACCUUCCCGUACGCGCAGGCACAUCUCGUCCCAUCCGUAACCUUGGAUUAUGCAUCGCCGAACCCCGCUGCGGACUCAGGGAGAAAAGACUUCCUGAACACACGCUGCGUUCGGGGGGCUGCGUGUCUCCCGCCCUGACACGAGGACUGUCCUGCUGUACAUACGCGCGCCAUUUAGCCGAGGUGCCCCUCAGCUGUGGGAUUUGGGGGCUAUGAAUAUUCAUUUCUUUUUUUUUACGUUUCUUUUCUAUCGUCUGUCCGCGCGUGGCAUGGAUUCUGCUGCAACUUUGUUCUGUGAAAGUGUUUUGUGUUCAGAUAUUUUGGUUCUCCAUCUAGAAGAUUAAUAAUUAAAGUAUCUUGGCACUCA
This is a messenger RNA of Spea bombifrons (plains spadefoot toad), 1103 nucleotides long. RefSeq names its product telomerase RNA component interacting RNase (gene TRIR). Gene Ontology annotation, molecular function: 5'-3' exonuclease activity; 3'-5' exonuclease activity. The coding region runs from base 38 to 685 and encodes 215 amino acids. The transcript has 3 exons. The record is from RefSeq and is a predicted model, not a curated record. NCBI's taxonomy places the organism in Eukaryota, Metazoa, Chordata, Amphibia, Anura, Pelobatidae.